AUGAAAGAACAAGAAUUACAAACUCAGAGGUAUAUUAAAGAAAUGGAGAUAAAUUCAAAAGAAAGGAAAAUGGAAAGGAUGGCUAGGGAAAGGAAAAUGGAUAUGCAAAUACUUAAUGCUGACACGUCUACAAUGAGUGAAAAACGACAAGCUCUUCAUGAGAUUGCAUAUGAACCCGUGUAUAAUGCUAACAUUUUUCGACGGAGAUUUCGAAUGAGAAGCCAUGUGUUCCUUCGGAUAGUAGACGCUCUCUCAAACGUCUAUCCGUAUUUCCAACAGAGGGUUGAUGCACCUGAAAGAAGAGGCUUGUCACCACUCCAAAAAUGUACCGCUGCGAUACGGAUGUUAGCAUAUGGCGUAGCAGCUUAUGCCAUUGAUGAUUAUGUGUGCAUAAGCAAGAGCACUACAAUUGAAUGCUUGAAAAAAUUUGUUGAAAGUUUCAUUUUGGUGUUUGAGGAUGAAUACUUGUGA
Molecule: messenger RNA, 471 nt
Organism: Arachis duranensis
Lineage: Eukaryota; Viridiplantae; Streptophyta; Magnoliopsida; Fabales; Fabaceae
Exons: 2
Coding region: 1-471 (156 amino acids)
Source: RefSeq, a predicted model, not a curated record